This is a messenger RNA of Culex quinquefasciatus (southern house mosquito), 803 nucleotides long. RefSeq names its product U6 snRNA-associated Sm-like protein LSm7 (gene LSm7). Lineage: Eukaryota; Metazoa; Arthropoda; Insecta; Diptera; Culicidae. Gene Ontology annotation, cellular component: spliceosomal tri-snRNP complex; U12-type spliceosomal complex; Lsm1-7-Pat1 complex. Gene Ontology annotation, biological process: nuclear-transcribed mRNA catabolic process; mRNA splicing, via spliceosome. Gene Ontology annotation, molecular function: RNA binding. The transcript is spliced from 2 exons. Bases 143 to 535 code for a protein of 130 amino acids. The record is from RefSeq and is a predicted model, not a curated record.
ACGUCAAAUUUGACAAACUAACCUCGAAAUAAAAAGCAAUCUACUUUGUGUGUAAAUAAACAAAAUCAAAUUUCGCAAACGUUUCUCAGUAAUUUGGCAGUUUUAUGCUAAAAGUUUAACAAGUUUACUUCAAAAGUAAAUCAUGGCCGAUAACAAAAAGUCCGGUCCCGGUGGGGGCCCCGGCGGAGACCGCGGUGGUGAUCGGGGAGGUGGUUCCGGGGGCGGCGGUGGCGACAACAAGGAAAAACGCCGCAAGGAAUCCAUCCUGGACCUGAGCAAGUACCUGGAAAAAACGAUCCGGGUCAAGUUUGCCGGCGGGCGGGAAGCCGCGGGUGUCCUCAAGGGGUACGAUCCGCUGCUCAACCUGGUGCUGGACAACACGGUCGAGUUCCUGCGUGACCCGGACGAUUACAAGCUGGCGGAGGAAUCGCGACAUCUCGGGCUCGUCGUGUGCCGGGGGACAUCCGUGGUGUUGAUCUGUCCGCAGGAGGGCAUGGAAUCGAUACAGAAUCCGUUCAUCACACAGGAAGGUUAGAGGGGGGGCGGGGAAGGGGGAAUGGAAAGUUCGGGUUUCUUGCUUUUUGGGAAUCUUAUUUAUUUGUUACUUUUCGAAGAUCACGGGAAUGCCACAACGAUUGCGGUUUUGAAUUUUGCAUUUUCACGAUUUGCCAACAUUCUUCACGAAUUAAUUUCUCUUUCUUUUUUGGCACCUAAAACGUACAUCUUAACAGCAAACUUAUCCCUACUUUGUAUAAGUUAAAUAUUGCAACAAAUAACGAAUGUAUUUAACAAAACGUUAACAA